Messenger RNA from Aureococcus anophagefferens, 978 nucleotides. RefSeq lists its product as hypothetical. The record is from RefSeq and is a predicted model, not a curated record. The transcript has a single exon. Bases 1 to 978 code for a protein of 325 amino acids. NCBI's taxonomy places the organism in Eukaryota, Pelagophyceae, Pelagomonadales, Pelagomonadaceae.
AUGGACAAAAUAUCAGCGAGCGUGUUUGACUCAAUAUUCAAGGGCGAGGCGCUUGCUGCAAAAUGUAAAACCAUACCACGUAUUGUUCUCUUCCACGAAGGGGUCAAAUUCCGACCACAAUUCAUCAUCGAUGCAUGCCAAAGCUCUUGCCAACUAUUUAGACUUGGUUCCCUAUGUACGGUAGAUUUCUUUGCUGUAAAAAUAUACUUACUUUUGGCACUAUUUGCAUUGCGUGUUAUGCUUUUCUUCACACCAAGGAAAACAUUGGACAGUAUGUUUGGAGUUCCCAGUCAUUUCCUUACGGAAACUGUUGUUUACUGCACAAGACCUCAAUUCGUUCUCGGAAAUGGUUACCUGACUUGCCCAACACGCGAUGCACAGUACAUUGGACCCCUGUUUGAAUCGCCCCCCGCCCUGGAUGGUGAGAUGAAAACUUGGUUGGAAAAUGUCAAAGCGCCCAUUGUAUUCGUAUCGCUCAACUCAAUCUGCCACGAAAACAGUCAUCUGCCCGCUGUGUUGCAGGCCCUUGCCCAGUCAGAGUACAUCUCCUUAGUCGAAGUUACCGACCAAGAAUACUGGUGUCGGCAAGGAUACGAUUCCAUUCGUUUCGUGUCUUCAAAAGAUCGGCAUCACAAGUAUGCCUAUCUCCCGUUCGCUUCUGUCUUCAUCACUCAAGGUGAUUCCGGUUCUUUUCAUGCAAGCGUUCUUGCUAGUGUACCAUUGAUUGUAUUGCCUCUGUACGGCGACCAGUUCCAUUGGGGAGCUGUUGUUGAAACUCACGGUCUGGGAAUCAGCUUGCUGCUCUCUCCAAAUCGAGUGGAUGAAGGUUGGUCGAUUCUUCCGAGCAUCGCUCGAGUCUUGGGGAGCAAGAGUAUAGAAGACAAUCUGAAGGAACACUCUGAGUUGCUUGGAGCUGGGCGUGGUCUAGCUUCUUUCCCUCAGUUUGCUCGAUCCCUUCUGGAGGGGGACAAUCAUUGA